Messenger RNA from Porites lobata, 5212 nucleotides. The record is from the annotation of a GenBank genome assembly. NCBI's taxonomy places the organism in Eukaryota, Metazoa, Cnidaria, Anthozoa, Scleractinia, Poritidae.
GCUUUAAUCAAUGAUAAUAAUAAUAAUAAUAAUAAUAAUAAUAAUAAUAAUAAUAAUAAUAAUAAUGAUAAAACUGAAAAAAAUGCAAGUACAAAGACCUAGAACUAGAAAUACAGAGAAUGUGGCAUAUGAAAACCGUAGUGAUCCCUGUGGUUGUUGGUGCGCUUGGUACAGUGAAGAAGGGUAUGGUAUAGAAAACAUCAAGAAAGUAUCAGAAAGAGCUAAUAUGACAAAGAUUCAAAAGAUCUGCAUGAUGGGAUCUGCACGAAUCCUCAGAAAGGUGAUCAGUGUAUGAACAGAAUGAUUGACUUGAGUGACUGACGUUCUAGGUGCAUGGUUUGCGCCCGGCUGAUGCACAAAAAGAACACCAGCAAAGACUGUGAUAAUAGAGACAAUAAUAAUAAUAAUAAUAAUAAUAAUAAUAAUAAUAAUUUCUUUUUAAUAAUAAAUAUAAUAGUUUUAUUGAACUUUAAAAAAAUAUGUACAUAAUUUACAGAAAUACUUGCAGUAAGAAUUACGCACUGUAUAAUAUUAAGAAUUAUAUAAAUUAUAAAAAUAGCAAUGACUGUGUCAAUAACGAUUUCGCAAAUACAUUCCUUGCGGCUCAGAUGCGGUUAAUGACUCUUGCAGGCAGUCCAGAGUUUUAAAAUCAUUAAAGUCAUUACAAAAGAGAGUUAUCCGUUUCUGAUAUUAAAAAGAAAACAAGUUGAAAAGAAUAAAACCUCGUAUUCCUAAAUUCCAAAUUCUUUAAAAAAAGAUCCUUAAAAAGAUUAAUUCGGGCAGGCUCUAAUACAAUCGAUCUGUAGGUCUGAGUCAACAAAGUCUAGCUGUCGUCGCCUGGAUCUUGAGCCUCCAAGCAUAGUAUCGCAGAACGUACGAUGGCUAAAGAUACUUUAGCUCUUAUCCAGGAAAUUGCGCUUGAGUAACUUUCUCCCUUCUUAUUUCGAUCAGCUCCGCAAGUCUGCUGUGGUACUUAACACACUCAUCCGCCAUUCCACCUGUGGUCGUAAAAAUUAGGGGAGUGAACGUUCCCUGUUCGAUCUCCAUUACUCUUUCCGCAUACUUCCUCUUCUUCUCUUUCUCAUGCUUCCUGUAGACCUGCUUAGGAGUCAAGUCCCUGUAAGAGUCUGCAUUAGGGGGACACACCCAAAAGUCCAAGAAUGCGGAUCUCUGUCUCUCCUAAAAACCUCGACCAGGAAUAUCCAAACGGGCAUCAGGUGCUUUGUUAGCGCCAUGAUUUAAUGUCUCCCCAGUGACUUCCUGAAGGACAAGCUCUACUUCCACAUCAUUACAGACCAUCCCUAGCAUCUUUGCUUCCAAGUCGCGCAGACCAUUGUGGCGCUGGAUAAUGAAGCCGCCGCGCUGACACACCAUUGCGUGAUCCACGCAUGCGGAGAGCAUGGGCGUGUCUGUUAUUUCCCAGUCGUACCGUAACUUUAUUGCAUCUCUAAAUUCCCUCUUAUUCAGAUGAUAAUCCAACUCUUUGAGGGGAAUCACGGUCAGCCAAUUUGAUGAUCACUUCUCUGUAGCUAACUCAGCAGCUCGCCUAGCUCUCUUUUUUUCCACAGGGAGUUCUUCACUUGCUGCAGCCUCUCACUUAGUCAUGUUUUUGUUUUCGUGUGCUCAGUUGCAGUGUUUAAAUUUCUGAAGCAUCUGGAGGCUGGUGCUCUUGCUCAACGAUUCGCCUCACGAGCGGAUUAGUAACUUUGAUUGAAGCCUCGUUUUCAGAAGAUCAGGUCACAACAGGCUCUGUAAAUCCAAGGCCUCCCAUGCGCACAGGGUCACAGCAAGGAGGUCGCGCUCUACUUAAGUGACUGUAUGGUAAGUGACAGCUGGUAUGAGAACCUCAUUAAUCGCGCGCUUGAGUGGCUCACGUAAUUCUGCAAUAUCCGGUAAUGUUCUUAGAAAAUAUGUCCAACGGUGCCGCAUACCAAAAAUGAAGGUUGCAUAGCAGGCUUGAGGCUGUGAUAUGGCGAAAUCUGCGAGUUUAGUAAUUUCAUUGACCCAUUCGGCUACGUUCUCGCCAACAUAUUCUUCAAGGAACGAUCUAGAUCCUACAGCCUCGCCUAAGUGCUUGUGGCCCUCUGUGGUGACGUUAAUAGCAGUGUCUCCAAAGACCUCGCUGGCAACCUGUUCUCGUUCCGGUUUGAUGAUCAACCAACAUUUCUUGGCAUUAGGGAAGUAACCCAUGGGAGGGCCACUAUCUGAUAGUUCAUCCCACCAUUUCUUCACGUCUUUCAGGGAACCACUUCCGGUUGCGUCAUCAGCAAACCAACACUGUUUUGCUGCGCUUCAAACGUGCAGUCGUGUUAUAAGUGGUUGAAGUCUUAUGGCUUAUAGGCUCAUGGACAGAGGUUCACCCUGUGUGAUGUCCUCUGUUGAUAUUAGUUCCUCACCGCCUGUAAUGAAGAGAGUAGUACAGCUCUGUUCAGGGCGUUAAAGGCGUUUGAUGCAUCGAUUAACAGAACAGCAUCCGUUUCAUCCGCAUCGGAGAUGCUGCUCAUUGCAUGAAUUGCAGCUUCACUUCUACUUUUGUGCCCUGCACAAACUUGAAGGGAGCCACUUGCGUCAAUGACAUCAGGCUUUGUCACAUGCAUAACAAACUUUCUUAUUAUCAUCCGUAUAACUUAUCCGACACCGAUCUGCCGGACAGCGCCCUCUACUUUGUCCAGGGGGAUGAGUCGAUUCGCUAAAAUUGCCUCAAUACCAAGAGGGUCGAUAAAUUCAGUGCACAAGCGUCGGGUCAUUGCGGCUAUUGCUGCACACAGGUCUGUUCCAGAUUUCUUCAAUGACUUUGAUGCAAGAACUCGCCGGAACCCAUUCGCAUCGACGCCCGAUGGACCCCCAGAACCUUUUGCUCGCAGAGCCGCAUCCCGUACCAUUUACCCAUUUAUCUGUUGGUAAAUUGAGUCUGGAACAUUUUCGUCUGACCCGAAAAGCAAAGAUCUAAAAUGGGCUUCCUGUGGACUUGGAUGUUUCUCUCUGAGCUGUCCCAUGACGUUAUCACUUAGAGGCAGGAUGCACCGCCCCCAUCGUUUUCACUGAGAUAACGCAAGGCCGAGUUGAUUUGCCCUGACGUAACAAGAUUCGCAAAAACUCUUGCUGCAUUAGGUGGAUCAACCCUCCGAGAGUUGCUGAGGCGCUUUGGAAUCAUCCGUUUUUCGCCCAGGGAUUUGUCGAUUUCACCCUCUUUCCUCAGUAUCAGUCACUUAGCCAAACACUCUUGGUGAUCCUUAGCCUUUGAUUUCUGGCUAGGCUUUUGUAAGCCGACUGCAAGAAGUACAAUCGCUGCUUUAAGAGGAAUGGGCUUCCUUUUUGGAUCUGUUACUCCAAUCGUUUAUAUUCUCUGUCAUCUUAUCAAUAAACCCCUUCCAACUUUUCCAUACAAGACAAGAAAAGUAUUUUUCCGGCAUUUUGAGAUCUCAUUAUAUGCAUUGUCAAUGGUUGACAAGCUGACUGUUAUAGUUCUUCCAUCAGCAUGCUGGCCCCACACAAAAGUAGAUGGUGCAUUAAUUGCUUCAUAAUUCGGCAAACAACCCUGCCCGUCAUUUAAAGCAUUUUCCGAGGCUGAGUGAUCGCAAUGCUCUGGGGUUUGUAUAGCAGACAUAUGCAAAUCCAGCAUCAACUGAUUUGCAUUUUGACUUGGCUUGCCGCCAUUGUUUUGGUCUUGACUGUAUUCAGCUUUUUAAUAAUAAAGAUAAUAAUAAUAAUAAAGAUAAUAAUGGUAAUAAUAACAAUAAUGAUAAUAAUAAUAAAAUAAUAAUAAUAAUAAUAAUAAUAAUAAUAAUAAUAAUAAUAAUAAUAAUAAUAAAAAAAAGUGAACAGAAGGAACAAAAGCAAUAAAGAAGAGCCCUGAUGCAACGAUGAAGGAAAUAUGUAAAGCACAGGCAGGUGAAAUAAGGAAGAAUAUUUCAAUCGCCGCGCCCGAAAUAGAAAGACUAAGAGCCAAUCGAAAACUCAUUAGUAAAGGCAAGAAGAACAGAGCUAAACUCUUGAAAAAUUGCAAGUCGCUUUCGAUAGCUGAUUUAGUCGUCUACAUGGAGAAGGAAAAAUCAAAGUUGCGUAAACUAAAGAGAAAUUUUUGGCGUGUAAAGAGGUUAGAAGAAGCUAGGAAGAUUAACCAGAAAUUUCAUGCAGAUCCUAAAAGUAUAGACGCCACUUUUGGAAAAAUGUUAGAAAGCCAGGCGGAUAUUGACAAACCAAAGUGCGACAGAGUAACGUAAGGGACACAGGUCAAUAACCAUACAUUCACUAACAUUGAUGAAGCGUGUAGUUUCCGGAAAAGUCUGUGGGAAGAAAAGGGGAGCGGAGACACGAAAGCAGAAUGGAUCGAGGAGGUUAGAGAGGCAAUAGAAGACCUAGUACCGGAAGUACCGACUGAUGACUGGAAUCUGAAUGCUGAACAAGUUAGGAAGAUCAUCAAGAAAAAGGAAAACUGGUGCGCACCACAUAAAGAAAUAGCCACUUGUUUCCAGGCCACUACUCAACUUGAAGAUCUUCAGUUUCCCUUAUGAUUUUCGGAAGGCCAGACAACUCUGAUUCCCAAGCCUGGUGAGUUCAGAUGAACGAUGGGUUUCAACUUAAGUACGAUCAUUUCAUUUUGUAAUUAAGACGUUCAUAAAGCUUUUAGUUUUUUUAAAAUUCAUUUAUUCAAUUUUUAUGACACUCUUAUCAAAUCAUUUUUACCCAGGUUUUUUUUUAUUAAUUCAUUAAUUUAUUUUUUUGCGCAAAUUAUUGUGUAAUUGUUGCCAUAAAUUUUAGUCGAUGCUGCGGCUGGUUACGGUUUGCCGCCCAGCCAAAGCUUUUAUUUUUUUACUCCGGGCAUCCAGACGUUUGUACUGCCAUAAUAAUAAUAAUAAUGAUAAUGAUAAUGAUAAUGAUAAUGAUAAUGAUAAUGAUAAUGACAAUGAAAAUAAUAAUGAUAAUGAUAAUGAUAAUGAUAAUGAUAAUGAUAAUGAUAAUGAAAAUGAUAUUGAUAAUAAUAAUGACAAUGACAAUGACAAUGACAAUGACAAAGAUAAUGACAAUGACAAUGAUAAUGAUAAUGAUAAUGAUAAUGAUAAUGAUAAUGAUAAUGAUAAUGAUAAUGAUAAUGAUAAUGAUAAUGAUAAUGAUAAUGAUAAUGAUAAUGAUAAUGAUAAUGAUAAUGAUAAUGAUAAUGAUAAUGAUAAUGAUAAUGAUAAUGAUAACGAGACCAGCAGCUAUAUUGUAA